CCCGACCUCUCACUACCUACCUACCACCACGCCAUCUAUCUGUUCGUCCACCAACAAGGCAAAACUGCCAGCACGCGAAUUGCGCAUCAAUUGCUACUGUCGUUUCUCUCUCUUCCCGCGUGGUUCACCCUAGUCCCCGCGUUUCAAGCUCAUCGCGUCGCGUAGCUAGCUAGCUAGCUGGGCUGCUUGUGAGGCUUCGAUAUACUUGCAUAGCUUUACGCGCUUUCUUUAGCACCGCUAUCGCUAAUACUACGUACGACUACGACUACGACUACCGCGCAAUCAUUAUGGCGGACACGGGAAACCAGACGCCUGUGGCGGAGACGCCGGUCGAUGAUGUGGAGAUGGGGGACGGGGCGGGCGAUGCGACGGCGGGCGCGGCUGAGGAGGAGACUGGGUUGCCGGAGAUUGAGCCCGAGGCGCCGAAGCUGGUGUUGUUUGCUGACUUGAUGAAGAGCCCGAUCGUUGAGGUGCUUGUUGGCAGUGGAGAGAGCAAGACCACCUACUCCGCGCACGAGGCUGUUCUUGUCAAAUCGCCCGAGUUUGCCAAGCAGGUUGAGCAAUUCGCACCUGGAGGAGCUCGCCAGAUUAUCUUUACUGACUGCGAUGUCGACGCCAUGGGCUCCGUCAUCGAGUACCUCUACACCAGCGAGUACUUCCCCAAGAAGACCUCCGCUGCGCGCGACGCACCCCUGGAGAAGGACCCGCGCCAGCCCACCACCGACGACAACGGCCUCGGUCUCCUCGUCCACGCCCGCGUCUACACACUGGCCGAGCGCCUGCAGCUCCCCGAGCUGAAAUCGCUCGCGCACUCCAAGAUCCACCGCACAGCCUCGACGGCAAAGGGCGAGCUCGCCUACGCACGCUACGUCUACAAGGAAUCCAACCCCGAGGACGCGACCAUCCGCAAGCCCGUCGCGGCUUUCUGGGCUACGCGCUCCUACUCGCUGCGCCACGACGCCGAGCCAGAGUUCCGCUCCAUGUGUCUCGAGUUCCCCCGCUUCGCAUACGACGUGCUGCAGUUGGUGCUUGAUCAGCAGGAGAAGAGCCGGCGCGGCGGCGACGAGCAUCCGACUCGGAGCGGGCCUUCGGUUGUCCCUGGGAGUACUAGGAAGAGGGCUAGGGUGAGUCAAGUCUAGGUGGUUGAGAGGAAGAAAAGAAUUUCUGCAUUCAUAUGCUUGGUCUUGCUCUUUGCUUUGCUUUGCCUUGCGCUUGGUUUUCUUUCCUUUCUUAUGCCUCAUUUGGAGGGCUACGUUCUGAUAGUAUCUUUGUAGCCACACUCGCAGGUUGAGGUCCGCGUCCAGCGAGCGGAUAGCCAGGAUUUGUAACAUAAUCCGGCGUGCUCGACAAGAGGCGGUACUCGGCGCUGCACGGAUGUCUUUCCUAGGGCUGUCCUUGCGAUUCGGUUUCUCUGCUUUGGCUAUCUACGACAAGGUUACAGCGGUGUCGCCUGUCUAUCUUGGUGCUUGGGUGAAUAUUUGUCCAGAUGUAACAUUAUAUCAUGUGCAGUAGCUACUGUUGAGAGGCUUCUCGUUAUCCUUUACUGUAGGUUGGGGCUGGGGUAUGUGCAAAGUGAAUCC
This is a messenger RNA of Dothidotthia symphoricarpi CBS 119687, 1580 nucleotides long. RefSeq lists its product as uncharacterized. The record is from RefSeq and is a predicted model, not a curated record. Lineage: Eukaryota; Fungi; Ascomycota; Dothideomycetes; Pleosporales; Dothidotthiaceae. The transcript has 3 exons. Bases 288 to 1139 code for a protein of 283 amino acids.